ACCUUCUAGAAGACCAAGUAGAAGGAGUGCUGCAAUCUAGUACUGCAUCUGCAGAGUCAUCAUAUUGUUCUGCUAUGCAGGUUGUACAAUAAUCGAUCUGCAAGUUCAUCUACGGAAACCUUGUUAGUUCAAUGUUGCGCGGAUCUCGCUUGGUCAGACCUUUACAUCUUCAGGGUGCAAAAAAGAGGCUUGCCAGUUUGAUAAAGAGGCCUCCAGCUAAUACCAUCUUCUUCUUGGGUUUCCUAAUCAUUGCAGCCAUACUAUCUUCUUUCUGGAUUCACCUUUCGUCUGCGAAUCAAACAGAAGUGAUCACCGACAAGCAUGAGAUAUCCCCCAAAGUAGUCGAGUUUCCACUCAACUGUUCUAUUGGUAUCAAUCAAACACAAUCAUGUCCAACAAACUACCCUAUAGCCUUCUCUACUGAUCGUCUUGACGCAUCGUCCAACACUACAUGCCCGGAUUAUUUUCGGUUCAUCCACGAAGAUCUAAAGCCAUGGAGAGGCACAGGAAUCACAAGGGACAUGGUGGAGAAUGCAAAGAAGACUGCACAUUUUCGGCUAGUGAUUGUUGAUGGAAAGGCUUAUGUUGAAAAGUACAAGAAGUCCAUACAGACAAGGGAUGUGUUCACCAUAUGGGGCAUUUUGCAGCUUCUUAGGAGGUACCCCGGGAAAGUACCUGACUUGGAGCUCAUGUUCGACUGUGAUGACAUUCCGGUCAUCCGAUCACGGGACUACCGUGGACAGAACUCGACACAGGUGCCACCGCUGUUCCGGUACUGUGGUGAUAGAUGGACAAAAGACAUUGUGUUCCCUGAUUGGUCUUUCUGGGGCUGGGCUGAGAUAAACAUAAAACCAUGGGGAAGUUUGUUGAAAGAUGUCAAGAAAGGUAACGAGAGAAGCAAAUGGAUGGAAAGAGAACCUUAUGCAUACUGGAAAGGGAACCCUUUUGUAGCCGAAACAAGGAGAGACCUUCUCAAAUGCAACGUCUCGGAUACACAGGAGUGGAAUGCUCGCUUAUUCAUCCAGGACUGGAUCCUUGAAUCUCAACAAGGCUUCAAGCAAUCAGAUGUAGCAAACCAAUGCACACAUAGGUAUAAGAUAUAUAUUGAGGGUUAUGCAUGGUCUGUUAGUGAGAAGUACAUUCUGGCAUGUGAUUCAGUAACAUUGCUGGUGAAACCAAACUACUAUGAUUUCUUCACUAGAAGUCUGCGACCAGUGCACCAUUACUGGCCUAUAAGGAAUGGGAACAAAUGCAAAUCCAUUAAGUUUGCUGUAGACUGGGGAAACAAUCACAAACAGAAGGCACAAGCAAUUGGGAAAGCAGCAAGCAACUUCAUUCAGCAAGAACUGAAGAUGGACUAUGUGUAUGAUUACAUGUUUCAUCUACUAAGUGAAUAUGCCAAACUAUCCAAGUUUGAGCCAAGAAUACCUGAAGGAGCUACACAUUUGUGUGCAGAGACUCUCGCUUGCCCUGCAGAUGAGUCACAAAAAAAGUUCAUGACCGAGUCGUUGAUGAAGAGUCCAUCUAUGACCAGCCCCUGCAUUGUGCCGCCUCCUUAUGAACCCCAGGAUCUUGGAAACCUUUAUAGGAAUAACAUCAAUUUAAUCAAACAAGUAGAGAUGUGGGAGGACAAGUACUGGGAGAGUAUCCAUAAUAAGCAGCAGUAACAUCAACUUUUACAAUUACACUGAGCACAUAUAUAGAUAACUAUUGCUUAGCAAUGUCAAUUCAAUGUAAAGCACAUGAUCAAGUUAAUCCUUUCGUCAUCACCUAUGUAGUACUGGUCCGAGAACCCAUGUUACCUGCACACAUCUCAUUUUGCCUUACAUGCUUGUUACAGUUUGCCUUGCCAUUUCGGCUAGGCAUGGAUGAAAAUAUCUUUCCCCUUUGAUUGUAUUUACCUUUCAAUUACUCUGGAGUAAUAACUCUCAUAGUUUACAGAGUGCUGCAGUAAGACAAUUCUCCAAAGUCUGAGCCGUCAUGAAUAAAGAUGCUUUCUUUU
Messenger RNA from Fragaria vesca subsp. vesca, 2002 nucleotides. Its product is annotated as O-glucosyltransferase rumi homolog. Lineage: Eukaryota; Viridiplantae; Streptophyta; Magnoliopsida; Rosales; Rosaceae. The record is from RefSeq and is a predicted model, not a curated record. The transcript is spliced from 6 exons. The coding region runs from base 132 to 1667 and encodes 511 amino acids.